AUGACUUUCAUACUCACGCCAACACAAAUUGCCCAAUAUCACGAAGAGGGUUUCAUUUUCGUACCAGCAUCGGAACAUGGCCUCUUCAACCCUGAAAGUCUGCAGAGAUGGGCAAGAGAAGUCCAAUCGUGGCCAAAAGAGAAGGGAAAAUGGAUGCCAUAUGACGAGAUAAACGUCAGUGGAGAGAGACAGUUGAUGAGGACUGAGAAGUUUGUGGAUUAUCAUCCUGAAUUUGAUUCGUUUUUGAGGGGUAAAGCCUUGACUGGUGUUCUCAAUCAGCUUUCAGGAGCACCAAUGCUGCUGUUUAAAGAUAAGAUCAAUUAUAAGUCUGCUCGAGGCAACGGAUUUGCAGCUCAUCUCGACGCACCAGCUUAUGAUCACAUCGGCGAGAUUGAGCAUGUGACAGCCAAUCUCGCUGUGGAUACAGCUACUAUAGAGAACGGCUGUCUUGAAGUCGUGCCUAAAUCUCACAAGAUGGAUGUCACAUUCCUACGUGGUGGUCAAAUACAUCCAGAAUGGGAAGCAGCUCAUGAAUGGAUUGCCGUUCCAAUGCAACCCGGAGAUAUUCUCUUCUUUGGAUCACAUCUCGCACAUCGCUCUGGACCAAAUCGCACGGAAAAGCCGAGGUCAAUGAUUUAUGCGACUUAUGCUUCCGAGGCGGACGGAAAGGAUUUGAGGGAGAGGUAUUAUGAGCAUAGAAGAGCUACUUUCCCACCUGAUCAUGAGCGAGAACCUGGCAUGGUCAUGGACUGGCAGAGGUAUGGAUUUGCUGCUCCGUUUGCAGGAGCGAGGCCAGAUGUGACGGUUUGA
Molecule: messenger RNA, 810 nt
Organism: Mollisia scopiformis
Lineage: Eukaryota; Fungi; Ascomycota; Leotiomycetes; Helotiales; Mollisiaceae
Product: PhyH-domain-containing protein
Exons: 5
Coding region: 1-810 (269 amino acids)
Source: RefSeq, a predicted model, not a curated record